This is a messenger RNA of Chinchilla lanigera (long-tailed chinchilla), 1983 nucleotides long. RefSeq names its product nipsnap homolog 1 (C. elegans) (gene Nipsnap1). The transcript has 10 exons. Gene Ontology annotation, cellular component: mitochondrion. The coding region runs from base 50 to 910 and encodes 286 amino acids. NCBI's taxonomy places the organism in Eukaryota, Metazoa, Chordata, Mammalia, Rodentia, Chinchillidae. The record is from RefSeq and is a predicted model, not a curated record.
GAACUCGGCAGCGGGGGCGGGGCCUUCCUCUAACCUACGCUGCUCCAACAUGGCUCCGCGGCUUUGCAGCAUCUCUGCGGCGACGCGGCGGCUGCUGGGCAGCCCGCGACCCAGCGCGGGGGUCGCCGCGGCCGCGGGUGUGGCUGCUGCCCGUUCCUAUUCCAAGGACAAUGAAGGCAGCUGGUUUCGCUCCCUGUUUGUCCACAAAGUCGAUCCCCGGAAGGAUGCCCACUCUACUCUGCUGUCCAAGAAGGAGACCAGCAACCUCUAUAAGAUCCAGUUUCACAACGUGAAGCCCGAGUGCCUGGAUGCCUACAACAGCCUGACGGAGGCUGUGCUGCCCAAGCUCCACCUGGAUGAGGAUUAUCCCUGCUCACUUGUGGGCAACUGGAACACAUGGUAUGGGGAGCAAGACCAGGCAGUGCAUCUGUGGCGCUUCUCAGGCGGCUACCCAGCCCUCAUGGACUGCAUGAACAAGCUCAAAAACAACAAGGAGUACCUGGAAUUCCGAAAGGAGCGGAGCACUAUGCUGCUGUCCAGGAGAAACCAGCUGCUCCUAGAAUUCAGCUUCUGGAAUGAGCCACAGCCUAGAGCAGGCCCCAACAUCUAUGAGCUGAGGACAUACAAACUCAAGCCAGGAACCAUGAUCGAAUGGGGGAACAACUGGGCUCGGGCCAUCAAGUACCGACAGGAGAACCAGGAAGCAGUGGGCGGCUUCUUCUCACAGAUAGGAGAGCUCUACGUUGUACACCAUCUCUGGGCCUACAAAGACCUGCAGUCCCGGGAGGAGACUCGAAACGCUGCCUGGAGGAAGAGGGGCUGGGAUGAAAACGUCUACUACACAGUCCCCUUGGUGCGACACAUGGAGUCUCGGAUUAUGAUUCCUUUGAAGAUUUCGCCUCUUCAGUGAUGCUGCUGCUACCUCUACCUCUUUCCCCUUCUCUCUCAGGGCAGCCUGGGACAGAGGAGCUUCUGGUCCUGCUGUCUUGGUUUUCUCUAGGCUCUGGGAAGACUCUGACAGGUAGAGCUCAGCUCAGACAAAUAUGACAAGGUUCUGAGGAGUUACAGUUCUGUCCAGACACUUCUUGCCUUCCCUGCCCACCUCCUUCCCUCUGCUGGAAGUAGUUUCUAAGUUCCCUGAAUGAAGAAUAGCAACCUUUUAGGUCUUCUCACAUUUCCCCCUUGAGAUUCCUCAUCUCAAGGCCCCCUGUCCCCAUACAUCACUGUGGAAAUCCUUGGUUUACCUUAGUUGCACAAAAGAUAGGAUAACCAGUGGUUACAGGUGGGGUGGGAAAGGAGAAAGUCAGACCAGGGCUGGCCCUCAAGAAUUCCCUGGUCUCUACUAGGUCACCCACUUGCUGGACAAGUAAGUCUGAGCCAAGUUCCACCUGCUGGGGAAAAGCAUGGAACUGCCAUGAACUCUCAGCUGUUGGAAGGAGAUGCACAGUUCUACCCAGUGAGGCUAAAGAAAAGGAUAGGAAUAGGAGGAUUUGGGAGCAGGAGACAGACAUGGAACAGAAACCCAGAAGGCAGGACAUAGAAUUCACAACUUGGAUUUGAACUGUAGAAUUUGGAAUACAGAUUGGAAAUAGAACAGAAUGACAGAAGACCCUGGGAGUGGGGGUAUCUAAGUACUAGACAACUGAAGAAAAGCUGGUUUCCCUUUACAUAAUGAGAUUGAAACUAGAAUAUGUAGUUCUGGCCAUUUUCCUGCCAGCUCCCUUCUUCCUGCAGGCAAAAUUAUAGGCCAAGGCCUGUAUUUCCAUCACCCUGCAUUUCUUCUUCUCUGCCUGACAUCCUGUCAACCCAGCCCUCAAUUUGCCAGGGCCACCAGAUCUGUGGAACAGGACCAGUGACUCUGGGGAUCUCCUCAGUGACCUCCCCCUCCCAAUACCUCAUGAACCCCUACGUAGCUUGAUUUUGCCUCCCUACCAGGAAAACGUGCUAGAGUUGCUGAUGGAACCAAUUAAAUAUUUACUAUAA